Gaeumannomyces tritici R3-111a-1 is the source of this 869-nucleotide messenger RNA. RefSeq lists its product as hypothetical. Bases 1 to 540 code for a protein of 179 amino acids. The record is from RefSeq and is a predicted model, not a curated record. NCBI's taxonomy places the organism in Eukaryota, Fungi, Ascomycota, Sordariomycetes, Magnaporthales, Magnaporthaceae. The transcript has 2 exons.
AUGGAGGCGCAGGAGCGGCAGGCGCGAGGCGGGCUGACAGUUGUCAAAUUCCGCCGGGUUAGUCAGGAGACGCUUGCCGUGCCAGGCGGAACAUGUGCGGCCCCGGUUGCGCCAGGCGGAAUCAUUGAUGGUGACAGCCCGCACAGGUCAGUCUGCACCGCUCUGAGGCACCUGCGUUCCCUGCCCGGUGCGCACUGUGCCGGGUUCGCGCGACCACUGGACGUAGGGGGCAGAAAAAAGGCAGACAGGCACCAGACAGAAAACCCGACCCGGCAAGGAAAUGGGAGCAGCAGAAGCGACGCACACCACCAGGGGCGACGCGACCUCGGACAGGGACAAGGCAAACUUCACCGCAGCUGGCCCGGGCUGGGCACCAUGAUUGGUGCUUUGGUCGCCCUCGGGGACAGCGCCGACAAGGCUCCAUCCGGGACCCUGGAUAUUACGAUUGGCCCCAUCCGCUUCUCCUAUUCCUCCGCGUCGGCGUGGGCUCUUGCGCGUUCACGAAUCCAGAUCGAUUAUUACGGUGUGCGCGCUCUGUAGGGCAGGGAUGGCGCGAGACUAUCGGGACGGAUCAUUAGGGGUUCAGCAGCCCAGAGUGCCAGAGCACCGGGGGGGCUGGGGAGCUGGGGCAGAACAGAGGGCGCGGCAUGCUCCAUACCACACCUGCCAGGGACCUAUCUGCCAGGCCAGGGCUUGUUUCUGCGCUGUUUGGUCCAGUAUCGUCCCCCCGAACACCAGUCCCUGAGUGCCGCAGAUCGAUGAUGUGUUUGUUUGGCAGUCAAUAUUUGUUCAAUGCUUCGCGGGCCUCCCGAGCCGCCUAUUAGAGUUCGAGUCUUUUUGCUUUCAGUGUUGUUGUCGCUCGUGUCAAG